UGUCAUGGAAAUGGUCACAACUGGUCGUUUUCCAGCUGCAAAGGACGCAGGUGAGCUGUCUCCCUAUCUCCAGCGCCGCCAUGAUCUCACUGUGCAGCACGGAUGCCUUAUGUGGGGGUUGAGAGUGAUUGUGCCACCCAAACUGCGCCCCCGGGUGCUGACAGAGCUACACUCAGCACACCCAGGUGUAGUAAGGAUGAAGAGCUUAGCUCGUAGCUACGUUUGGUGGCCCAGCAUCGACUCCCAGAUCGAGCACCAAGCAAAAUCAUGCCACUCAUGUCAACGAGUGCAGAAAGACCCUGGCCUAGCACCCUUACACCCAUGGAUGUGGCCAUCCAGUCCUUGGGAACGGAUACAUGUGGACUUUGCAGGUCCAUUUGAAGGGCACAUGUACCUGGUCAUAGUGGACGCACACUCCAAAUGGCCCGAGGUGCACAUCAUGGAUAGCACCACAUCCAGCAAAACCAUCCAAGUGCUUAGGGGACUUUUUAGUCGCUAUGGCAUUCCACACAGUCUUGUAAGCGACAACGGCCCUCAGUUCUGCUCUGAAGAAUUCAGCACGUUUCUGAAAGCCAAUGGAGUCAAACACAUUCGCUCAGCACCAUACCACCCUGCCUCCAAUGGCUUGGCAGAGCGAUUUGUGCAAACCUUCAAGCACGCUCUGAAAUCUUCCAGAGGAACUACACCAGUGCAGCAGCGUCUGGAUACGUUCCUCCUGACCUACCGUAACACCCCCCAUGCAACAACCAAGGAAAGCCCUGCAAUGCUGUUCAUCGGACGCAAGCUGCGUUCUCGACUGGAUUUCCUGAAACCAAGUAUGGCUGGAACAGUGCACCAGUCACAAGAGGCUCAACAGCAACGACGCCAGCUACACUCUAAACAGAGACAGUUUGAACUUGGUGAGCCAGUGCUCGUGCGUGAUUAUAGGAGGGGGGAGGAUAAGUGGACGCAAGCUGUGGUGAUCGAGAAGACCGGACCAGUGUCCUACAAGGUACAUGUGGGAACACAAGGGGUCUGGAAGCGUCAUGUGGACCAGAUGCUGACUCGGCCCGAGUCAGACCCACCAGAGACUGCAGGGAGUUUUCCUGUGAGUUGUCCACUGUCACUUCCUCAGACAACCACACCUGACCCAAAUACACCUCAACAGAAGGAGGAUACUGAUACAGUGCCACACACACCACAUGCACCACCAAAAACACCCAAAACACUCAAGACACCACAGUCCACAGAAAUGACACACACAGAACAUUCAGAGACAACAGGGACUGUACGACGAUAUCCUGUGAGGAUCACACGUCCGCCGGUACGUUACAGGGAUCAGUAAACUUA
Archocentrus centrarchus (flier cichlid) is the source of this 1329-nucleotide messenger RNA. RefSeq lists its product as uncharacterized. The transcript has a single exon. NCBI's taxonomy places the organism in Eukaryota, Metazoa, Chordata, Actinopteri, Cichliformes, Cichlidae. Bases 5 to 1324 code for a protein of 439 amino acids. Gene Ontology annotation, molecular function: nucleic acid binding. The record is from RefSeq and is a predicted model, not a curated record. Gene Ontology annotation, biological process: DNA integration.